Gymnodraco acuticeps is the source of this 3429-nucleotide messenger RNA. Its product is annotated as proprotein convertase subtilisin/kexin type 5. Lineage: Eukaryota; Metazoa; Chordata; Actinopteri; Perciformes; Bathydraconidae. The coding region runs from base 187 to 3072 and encodes 961 amino acids. Gene Ontology annotation, molecular function: protein binding. The transcript is spliced from 16 exons. The record is from RefSeq and is a predicted model, not a curated record.
UAAACGCUGACCGCAGUCCACGCUCAUUGUCCAGCGCUUCACUUGAGAGAACUGGUCCUGCAAGUUGUUUCUGAGCUGGAGUCAGAGAGCCUCACAUCGUCGACCUGCUGCACGGACACUGCGGAUCUCUCCUGACUGAUAGUGAUUUUUCUCGCCUAAUAAGUAAACGUCUCUUGGGGAACAGCCAUGCGGUCGGUCACUGCGUUUCUGAUCUUCCUGUGCUGUGUGGGAUUUAUUGGAUGUAAACCCUCAUCGCCCUGUCCGCGGGGACAGUUUCUACUGAAGAGCCAGUGCGUCCUCUGCCAUCCCACCUGCUCCGAGUGCGACGGCCACGAGCUGUUUGAAUGCACUACCUGUGGAGUUGAUGAAGAUGGACAGGAACGUUUCCUCCACCAAGGUCGCUGUAGGACGCACUGCCCCCGGGGACUCUACCCUGACAGGGGUCACUAUGCUUGCCUGCCCUGCAUAGCCAAUUGUGAACUCUGUGCGGAUGGCAACAUAUGUGCCAAAUGUCGGGAACACUACAAACUCCAGAAUGGGGUCUGCCAAACGGCGUCCUGCAAUACAGGGCAGGUGCAGGACCCUGAUACAGGAGAGUGCAUCGACUGUGAGAUGGGAUGCAAAACAUGUUCCACCGAGGACCCUGGGAUCUGUAGCAGCUGUGUUGAAGGUUACUUCCUCUUUAGACAUCACUGUCGCAGACAUUGCCCCCAGAGCACCUAUGAGGACUGGGGCAGGGGUGUGUGUCUGUCCUGUCCCGCACCAUGCUCAGACUGCAGGAGUAACACACGCUGCCUCGCCUGCCAGCCCGGCUACUUCCUCAAUGGAGGGGAUUGUAUUAAACAGUGCCCACCUCAAACCUUCAGUGACUCCACUGGGUGGCUUUGCCAGGCCUGUCACGGCUCCUGCCAGACGUGCCACGGGCCGCGGUCCUCCGACUGUAACCUGUGUCUGGGGGGGAACCCUCCUCUACAUGGGCAGUGCCCUCUGAUUAACUGCCCAUUGGGACAAUUCUAUGAUGGACAAUUCAGUGAAUGCCACACGUGCGAUGCAUCCUGUAAGACCUGCUUUGGCCCACAAGCACUCGAUUGUUCUACUUGUUUCAAAGGGAAUUUCUUGAGUCAGGACAGUUCCUGUGUAGUGCAGUGUCCAUCCGGCUCUUAUGCAAGCUCUGCCACUCAGCUGUGUGAGGACUGCUCUCCAAACUGUGAGUCUUGCAUGGACACCAGAGAUAACUGCAUCAGCUGCUCCAAAGGCAGCUACACACUCUUUCUCCACCAGGGGAGGUGCUGGUCAACUUGCCCAGAAGGUUUCUUUGAGACAUUAGAGGGGGCCUGUGAAGCCUGUGAUGUCUCCUGUUCCUCAUGUGAUGGGAUCAAGACCCAGUGUCUGUCCUGUGCUGAUGGCCACUACUUGGAAGGGGGUAUGUGUAGACUCAACUGUUCACUGAGGUCCUACCCUGCAGAUGAUGGCACCUGCAGACGCUGUCCCCCCCACUGUGACGUGUGCUCGGAUGACAGGACCUGUUUCAAAUGCAGUUUCCUCUACCUGAUGCUGAACGGUGUUUGUAAAGCAAGUUGUCCCAUGGGCUAUUAUGAGGACAUGGAGGAGGGCUACUGCGGUCAGUGCCACCUGACCUGUGACAGCUGUUCAGGGCCCCUGGCAGACAACUGUGAGACCUGCUCCACCUUUAGCCCAAAGCUAUAUAAGGGUGCAUGCUCCAAAGACUGCCCCCCUGGUACUUACUAUGACACAGAAGCUAUGGAGUGUCAAGAGUGUCACCAGACAUGCUUCAGCUGCUUCGGCUCGGAUGCCAACCAGUGCACCCAGUGCGAGAAAGGCCUCGUGCUGGAUCCAAACACACUGUUGUGUGGCGUGACGGGCGACACAGACUGCCCACCGAGGACCUAUCUCCACGACGACCAGUUCACCUGCAUGGGUUGCCACCGGCACUGUUACUCGUGUGAGGGGCCGAGCAACGAUGAAUGCCAGACCUGUGCCGUCCCCAAAUACCUUCAUAACAGCAGCUGUGUGAGUGAGUGUACAGACGGUACAUACGCCACAGAGCAGGAUGCUGAUGGAACGGAGCUGGGUCUCUGUUUGCUUUGUGAUCACGCCUGUUCCUCCUGCACUGGAGCUUCGCCCAAAGAUUGCCUGACAUGCUCUGUGGGACACCUGCGCCUACUCCACCUCUGUGUCACUAAUUGUCCCACAGGGUAUUACAGAGAGGGCUCUCAGUGUGAGAGAUGUGACCGAUCCUGUGAGCUGUGUACGGGAGCGGGGCCUGAGUCUUGCAGGGCCUGUGCCCCUCCUCUUCUGGAGCUGCAGGGCACCAAGCUGUGUGUGGAGCACUGUCCCCAUCGUUUCUAUCAGCUCAAUGACAUGUGCAAACAGUGCCACACCAGUUGUCAGACAUGCACAGAUGCCUCGCCUCAGGGAUGUUUGACGUGCGACUGGGGCAGCACUUUAAAGGACAAAGUCUGCUAUCCGCGUUGUGAAGAGGGGCGAUACUUUUCAGAAAAGGAAACGUGUGAGCCAUGUGACAGCUCGUGCAGGCAUUGUACCGGCCUCAGACCUGACCAGUGUUUGACUUGUCACCGGGGUUUUGCUCUUCAUGCUGUGGAGAGGCGCUGCACCCGCUGCUGUCAGGCUGGAGUCAACGACACUGAUUGCUGUGUUUGUGAUGGCCGCUCAGGUCUGUGUGUGGAGGCACCGCAACCCAAGUCAGGGGACGAUCAGGUAACAGACCUGAAUGUAUCGUCUGCAGCUCUGAAGCACACCUCAGCUGGCGUACCCAUCGCUCUCCUGCUGGCUCUUGGGUUGGCUCUGGCUGUGUUCGCCUUGGUCAAAGCCCAUGCCAGGAAGAAGCUCUGCUGGGGCCAGAGCUACGAGAGACUGAACGGCAGCGCCAACAUGCCUCACGGGGUCCCUGAGCCGGACAGCGGGGACGAGGUGGAUGUGGUGUACACCAGCAGAGGCGGAUCGGUGUAUCGACGAUACAGCUUCAUCCAUGAGCAGGACGCAGAUGCACCCCAUCAUGUGGAUGAGAGCACUUGUCUAAAUCAAAUGUAGAUACUUUGAAAACAGAGAUGAAGAUAUCUGAGGAAUGUAUUGUGGAUAAUCACAAAAUUAUGACUGACGGGAAAAAUGUAAAUUGUGCAGUAAUGUUAAGGAGAGUAGUGGUAUUUUUCUUUGGGAUUGUUCUUUUUUGAGUGCUGUUGAGUGUUAUUCUGCUCUACAAAGUGCCUAUACCUGUAAUACACAUUCUUAGAAGGGGCAUUUGUGAGUAAACAGUAAAAAAAACACAUGUGUUUGUAUGACUUUCUUUUUGUUACUUAUAGAUAUAUUCGUUCAACAGUGAAAUGAUUGUGUAUAAUAAUUGAAAUGACCAUGAUCUCUGUAAAUAGACAUUUAAAUGAAAUAAAAAUA